Messenger RNA from Porites evermanni, 1605 nucleotides. The record is from the annotation of a GenBank genome assembly. NCBI's taxonomy places the organism in Eukaryota, Metazoa, Cnidaria, Anthozoa, Scleractinia, Poritidae.
AUGGAACAACCAGCAGUAAGCGUUAUGGUCUUGUUGAUGGCGGCGUUAGUACCUCCCCCUGCACGUGGUGUGAUGACAUUUGACACUGGCGUCGGUAAAGAGUACAAGCUCAGGGUGACUCAGGAUGUCACGUUAGAGAGGGGAAGUGUAAACUUUAACAGUUUGGAAUAUCUUAUAGUAUCCAAACACCCAGGAUAUCCCAACAAGCGCUCAUUGGUCCAGUUUGAAGAUCUUCCUCGUUCGUGUCCAUCAUCAAAUAUACUUUCAGCUAAAAUGCACCUGUACAUUGCCAGAAAUAGUGGACAUUUCGCGCCCGUGAUUAAUUGUCAGCGGAAUCUCAUUUCCAAAAUGGCGGACAAAAACGAUCGUAGUCACGGAAAGCGUAUCCCAUGCGAUUUUUUAAAUAAUUGGAGUUCUGUGCAUCUGUUUUACGAAGAAAAAAGCUGGAAUGAAACACCUUGCAAGAAAAUGUUAGGUUUAUACUCGGCCGAGCGGCUGAUAGCAACAAAACAGUACGCGGCUGUACCUUUCGUGACAUUUUCGUGACAAUUUUGUUUUAAAACCAAGCCUGGUAGGCUAAUCGAGGAUUUUUGAAUGCCUGGAACCUAGUUUAUAUCCCGUGGAGCAUCUCUGGAGUUGUAGCAACAAACAAAAUGGCGAUUCGGUGAGGUUUGGAGUUGUGAAGCUUUGUCCGACCGAAAUGUGUCAUUCGCAACUAUGGCAUCCAUUACUGGACUACAGAUGGAAAACUGAGGGAAAUAAUGCGUCUUUGGAAGUAUUUUCCAGUGCAAAAAUCGUCCUUUUAACGACUGUUUUGGAAACAUCUUCCAUCGCAGAAGUGAUAUCGAGUCGUGCAAAUUUACUUCAGUGAAGGGUUUAUCCUCUAAUCGACGAGUAUUUCGCAUGACUUCGGCAAGAUUUUAAGACAAUGUAUGGAGAAAUGGAGCGUAAAACGAGAGAUAAAAGUGGCCACUUCGGGAAGUAAGUAAACCUACUUCUACUUAGCUAUUUUUAACCCAGAUGCGAAGGUUGCACAGCGCUUAACAUGUUUCGAGUCGUGCACCGAACACCCGUGAGCUCAUAAUCGGUAUAUUUGAAAAAGUUUCCUUUUCUCCAUACAUUUUCUUAUACGAAUUCGCAGCCAUUGUGGCCUUGGUGCGCACGCGCAACCGCCAUCUGGUCCCUAAUUUCUGGCAAUGCUAUGAAUAUUCCCACAAAGCAAGUGGUAGUUCUUUCAAAACUGUUCCUUUUAUUCCACGCCAUCUGCGAGUGUACCUGGUUAAAAAACCAUGGGACGAAUCUCAAACGACCAGUACAAUGCGCCUCCGUGGCAUCCCUUGGUCUUCUCCGUGGCUAGCGCUGGAUGGCACCGACGCUGAGGCAACUCCCCAGCAAGGAACUGUCACUAUAUUUCCGCACCAACCCAAAGGUUUUGUGGAGUUUGACGUCACGAAUGCAGUGAAGGACUGGAGUAGUGGAGUACCUAAUAACGGCUUGGUGAUACGCGCAACAAACGAGCUUGAGCCUGGCAGGGAUACACGUUUUGCCAGCAACGCCAACAUGGAUAGUUCGACGUAUGCGUUUGUUUUGGUGCGCUGCAGCGAU